Messenger RNA from Microstroma glucosiphilum, 1002 nucleotides. RefSeq lists its product as hypothetical. NCBI's taxonomy places the organism in Eukaryota, Fungi, Basidiomycota, Exobasidiomycetes, Microstromatales, Microstromataceae. The transcript has a single exon. The coding region runs from base 165 to 674 and encodes 169 amino acids. The record is from RefSeq and is a predicted model, not a curated record.
UGAGGAGACAGCAAGGCUGUGAGAAGAGAGCAACAAUCGGCAAUGCUGAGCGUCACAAUUGCUGGCGUGAGGAAUGUUCCUAAUGUGGGGCAGGCGAUCUCCGAAGCGGGGAAGGUGGAGCCCCGACCGAUGGAGAGAAAGCCGACCUCUCCUGGGCGUUGCGUAUGUGGGGUGGUGCAUGGAGGAAGUCAGCUGACAUCCAGGUUAUGCUGACCGGGGAACUGGCCUGCUCAAGCACAAGCGACCGGUGUUCUAUCUCACUUCUGGGUGGCAGCAGCUUGCAGCACUUCAUCUCAUCAGUGUUCUCGUCCGCGGCCCGUUCGGCGUCUUGCCUAGCCUCAGUGGGUCAGUCCGUCAGCCCUGCGUCAGCCACGCGCGCAACGGACCUCGGGUACAGCGAUGCCGCCCGGCGCCUCGGGGAACUCGUGGUGACUGCUGACUGGAGGCUCUCCCGCGAACGAGUGUCAGCAGAUUGCGACUUGGAUUUGAUGCUACGCCCGCUGUCCCCGCUGUCCAUCGGGGAACGUUCAAAUGCGCCCGGCACGACUGACGAUUCUGGCUUCCUCCGCAUGAACUCCAAAUUGCUCAACCGAUGGCCUUUGACCUGUGGAUGCACGCAGUGGUCGCAGGAGACCCGAAAGCCGGAGCGCAGACUUGCGGCGUGGGCGUCAUGAAUUGCUAUGUGGUGCCUCUGACACUUCACCUCGUGGAACAUGUGGUACGGUGACGAUGUCGUCAUUGCAAAUCUCCUGAGGUGCCGAGCGCUGCACAAUACGCAACAAAGUUCCACCAUUUUUCCAAGCCUCAAGAGAGGAGCGAGCAGUCCUUGUGUGAAAGGAUGCGGAGACACAGUGCGCUGGAAAAUAAUGCAAAUUCUGCAAUGGAACGUUGCUAGACUCUGGACGUAGAGCCGCAGGAGCGAGAGUGUCGCUGACGAGGUGACAUGCGUCGAAGAGUGUGAUGGUAUUCGUAAGAGCCAAGUCAGUAUGACGGUCGCCAGAA